This is a messenger RNA of Baudoinia panamericana UAMH 10762, 2024 nucleotides long. RefSeq lists its product as uncharacterized. The transcript is spliced from 5 exons. Gene Ontology annotation, cellular component: nucleus. Lineage: Eukaryota; Fungi; Ascomycota; Dothideomycetes; Mycosphaerellales; Teratosphaeriaceae. The record is from RefSeq and is a predicted model, not a curated record. The coding region runs from base 45 to 1856 and encodes 603 amino acids. Gene Ontology annotation, biological process: synaptonemal complex assembly; meiotic recombination checkpoint signaling.
GCCAUUUCUUCCCAGAGACUUCAUUCGACCAAGGGGCGUACGGCAUGACGGGGAAGAUCCUUCCGUAUGAGGAGUAUGCUGCAGGCAGUCUGCCACCGAGGAAGAGCCAGGCCCAGCGACCUGCCGUGGUCACUGAGGUUCUCCGUCGAGGCCGCAGCAAGCGCGUGGACAGACUGCUAGAUCUUUUAGAGCAUGGCGCCUUUGCCGCCCUCAGAGAUGGCUACCUACGUUCCGUGCAGAUCUUGGUCCAUCCAGCUCCAGAUCGGCGUGAACAAGUCCUCGAAGCGUACACUUUCAACAUUGAGUACGUUCGAGGUUUAGACAACACUAAGAUAGUCGCUGGACUAGGGAUGGACGGUCCUGAAAGUGCGCUCAUUAGCGUGCAGUCGUCGAUACACGCGCUGCAACAGCAUUUACUGAACCUGAUGGAGAUGUGCAAGAGGCUUCCACUGUUACCAGCUACUCGAUGCAUCGACAUGCAGCUAGUGUGCACGCCAGAUUGCGACAAGGAGUACAACCUACCGGGGUUUGACUUAGCUGCUACCACUUCAUUGCAGUUUGCUGAAGCGCAUGGAUGGGCGAGCCAAUGCAACAAGCUGCCAGAGGUGGACUCGAUGUAUCAUCAUUCGGCUUUGCAAGUCUCAUGCCUGCUUCCAACUACAAACAGCACGUCGGUCUUUCCGGAGCAAGUUUCUUUCUCCGGUAGAUGUCCCGUUGUCGAAGUAUUGAGCGCUACCACAACAACCGCAGACUCAGCGGAGGGCUCUGAAGAAGCGCCAAGUAGAAUAUCCACCGCUGAGACAGCAAGCCCAUCUACAAUCGUAGAUCCGGCAGCGCAAUGGCAGCAGCUUGACGAGGAUGCCACUAUCGACCCAAGAGAGGCGCUCGGUACCCCGUUGCCAGCUGCGAAACGCACCACCAUGCCUACUGUCAGCGCUGACGUGCAAGCUGCAGAGUCUACGGCAACCGCAGUGAGGACCGCAACCCGAGCAUCCUCCGGGAUCGACCAGUCAGUGGACUUCACUGAGACGCAGUCGAGCAACAUUCUAGGCAUGAAGAAUGCCUUUAAUGACAUGAUGCAAACGGAGAAUAUGACGCAAGGAGACACGCAAACUCAGCCUCCGCUCUUACCUGAAUCGCAGCCUUUCCAAAGACGCUCUCACUCGGUUGAAAGGCGUGCGGUCACCUCAACAGGGAGAGGGGAUCAUAUUGAUACACAGAGCUCAGGCAAGCUAACACUGUCGCAAGCAAAGGCCCGCACGCUGCAAGCCGACAAGCACAAGCUUUGCAAGACUGCCGCCGCCUCUGCCAAGCAGGCAGGACGCAGAUCCAAGAUAGGCGAUGUGAUACUUUGCCAAUGCGGACAAACAAACGAGGAUGGCGAUAUGGUGCAAUGCGCCUUUUGCGACACAUGGCAGCAUUUGCCUUGCUAUGGAUUCACUGGCAGCGCUGACCAGCGCUUACCGCAAGAUCAUGUGUGCUACCGUUGCCUGCUGGGCGAGCAGGAGAUGCCCAGGCUGAACAAACUAGAAGACUUGGCAGCGAAGCGGCGGGUGAUGGACCAUGCUCUACAUUAUGGGCUCAGUACACAGCAGAGCAUCACCAUGGAGCUCGAACUAGGUUUCAACAAGACGGUUGUCAAGCAAGUGUUUGAUUUCUUGAAGAGUUCUGGCUUCAUUGUUGCAGCGCCAGGCUCACGCAAGACUAGCUCCAGAGUUCCGGGCAAAGCACAAUGGCUCGCCGUGACCGAUGGCCCAAAGCACCAACUCAUGCUCGACACGCUCUUCAAUCCGCUGCUGCACAUCGACCAUCAUGUAAGCCGGUACUGGCACUUGUACCACAUGAAUCUAGACUGACGGUGUGAUAGUACCAGCAACUCGCAAGCUUUAGACCGGAGCCGUCCGCAGUUACGCAACGUCCGCUAGCCUCUGAGGCGGAAGAGAUGCCGCCACCAGCCACGCCGGCUUCGGCAUUGAAGAAGGGUAAGGCGACGACACCAACAUCAGGUCUUGAUCUGCGAUACU